CCUCGUGGAGAAGAAGCCAUGCUCAUGGAACUCUACCCGCGUCUGCGAGUGCCGGACUGGCAUGUUCUGUGGCACAUCAGUCGUCAACUCCUGUGCCCGCUGCCUCCCUCACUCUGUCUGCCCAACGGGGAUGGUUGUCAAGUUCCAGGGCACAGCGCAAAGGAACACUGUCUGUGAGCUGCCUUCCCCAGGGGCCAGCCCCAACUGCAGCGCCAGCCCACAGGACUGCAAGGCCCCUGCCAGCAGCACCAUCCCCCAGGCCAAGCCCACCCUGACCUCUCCAGCAAGCUCUGAUGCCAGGACCACACUUCUCGGAGGGGGCGCCCCCCUCGCCCCAGAAGAUGCUUCUAAAAUCACUGCCCACUCUAGCUCCUCCGUGGGGAGGCUCAGUCCAGAUCCAGGGCUGACCCUGCAACAGCCAUGCCCUCAGGGGUCUGCCGACUGUAGGAAGCAGUGUGACCCUGACUACUACCUGGACAGGGACGGUCGCUGCACGGCCUGUGUGAGCUGUUCAGGAGACCACCUCGUGGAGAAGACACCUUGCAUGUGGAACUCCUCCCGCGUCUGCGAGUGUCGACCUGGCAUGUUCUGUGCCACAUCGGCCUCCAACUCCUGUGCCCGCUGCGUCAUCCGCCCCAUCUGCCCACCAGGGAUGGUCACCAAGCUCCAGGGUACGGCUGAGAGGGACACCACCUAUGAGCCACCUCCCCUGGGGACCCACUCUAACUGCAGCACCAACGCAGAGGACAGCGGGGUGCCCGCCAGGGGAUGCCCAGGGGGCAGCCGGCUGGGAGUGGAAGCCUCCUUUUCCAUCUUGACUGUCCUUCUUACUUCUGGCCUCUCUCCCCGCAGCCCCACCCCCUCCCUGAUCUCCCUGGCCGACUCCCUGACUGGUAAGGAGCGUGGAGGGGACGUCACCCACGUGCGGGGACGCGCCUCUCUCUCAACCAGCACUCCUAUAUCCUUCUCCUCCACAGGGAAGCCCACUCUGGUUUCAGGACCUGUGCUCUUCUGGGUGAUCUUGACACUGGUGGUGGUCGUCAGCUUUGGCUCCUUUCUCCUGUGCCACCGGAGGGGCUGCAGGAAGUGGAUGGGGCAGAAGCUCCACCUGUGCUACCCAGUCCAGACCUUCCAGCCCAAGCUGGAGCCUGUGGAUUCCAGGCCCGGGAGGAACCCGACACUGAUCGGGAGGGUAUCGGUGGCAGAGCCGGGCCUUGAGGAGCAGGGGUUAACGAGCCCCCCAGCUGUGGAGACCUGCCCCAACCUGGAGAGCCUGCAGCUGCUGGAGGCCAGCCCAGCCAGCAGCCCCUCCACCUCCAUGGACCUUCCUGAGCCCCGAGGGACCGCGGAGCACACCAACAACAGGAUUGAGAACAUCUACAUCAUGAAGGCCGACACUGUGAUUGUGGGGACCGUGAAGGCCAAGGUGCCUGAGGGCCAGGGCCUGGUGGGGCCGGCAGGGUCCGAGUUCGAGGAGGAUCUGGAGGUGGACCAUGCCCCCCACUACCCAGAGCAGGAGACGGAACCACUGGCGGGCAGCUGUGGGGACGUCAUGUUCUCGGUGGAGGAGGAAGGGAAGGAGGACCCCUUGCCCACGACCGCCUCUGGGAAAUGAGGCCUGGCCUGGGCUGGGGCUGAGAGGGCAGCUGGGUGCCUCUGGGAGGCCACGGUGACCCUGGUGGCACCAAGCUGGUAGCACCCACCUGGUGGCAGAGGCCCAUCUGGCCUGAGGUGAGGUUCCAGCAUCCAGCGGUAGACCCAGCCUAUCAACGCAGGAGGCUCUGCUCGUCUGUACCUGCCUCCCCACCCAGCUGCCCCCCAACCCAGACCCUGGGGAGCCCAGGCCUGUGCGGCAGAGACGACCAAGGGGCUAGAUCUGAACAGCGCUGUGUGUUGGGGCAACAGGCAGCCAGCAGGGCCUGGGCACCCUGCAUUCUGCUGCUGCCAGCCCUCCCCUGUUCUGUAGCCCCCACAGUGGGCCCAGGGCCCAGCGCACAUCACUGUUCCCGCAGCAGGAGGCAUCUCGGGACCCAGAGACCUGCAGAUUCUUUGCAGCCGUGGUGCCCCUGCCUGGCCGGAGACCCGCCCACCCAGCUGCUGCCUGGAGAAGGGCCUGCUCUGCUUCGCCCAGGGGGGCUCCCUCCCUGCGUGGACAAGGGGGACUGUGGACCCUUCUUGGGUCCUUACCCGCUCUGUGGGCACCUGUGCUCUGUCCCGGGCCACCAAAGAUGCGUCUUCCCCAGAUCUGCCACGUGCACAGAUCCUGGUGGUACCAGGCCCUGCCUUUGGCUCUAGCUGCUCAGCACCCAUGAUGGGGGUGUGGGUGUCAGAAGACUACUUGGUUUCACUGACAUUCUGCCGGAAAAGAAAGAGCGUUUCAGUUCAGUCUGGACUUUAGGAUUUUUACGUUUCACACAAAGGAGUCAAGUGCCCUGACCUGGGGCUUCUUCCUGCUCUCCCCAGGGCUCUCAGACUCAUGGCAACAAACAAGUGGUCUUGGGAAGGGAGUGUGGGCAGAUGAGGCCCGGGGCACUGAGUCGCAGGCAGCCUGGAGACUGCUGGAAUUACCCGUUGGAAGCCGGCCCCGGGAAGGCCGCUGUUUACUCACCAGCCUGCUCGGUCUCUGGAGGAAGUUGAGGCUGGCUCCGGCUUCACCAGGGUAGUUUCUGAAACCGCUCAGAUGUUUUGGGGAAAGUUGGAGAGAGGCUGGAUGCUGUGAGAGACCGUUUACACCAGAACCUGAAGUUUACGUGGGCCGGACAAUGGCCAAAACCCCCCGUGCCCGGACAGUGUGAGGACUCUGCUCCCUCCUGCCACUACCCCCCACCCCCCAAGGGCUCCCUCACCCAAUGGCCAAAACUUUGGUCCUUUAAAAAUUCAUAAGUUCCCUUAAAAACCAAUCAUAAGGCUCAGGAAAUUCUCCCUGAGAUUUGAGUACCUCUGAGCAGAAGGGUCCGAGCCAUCUCUCUCCCCACAGGACAACGGCUCCUGCUUUACCUCUCUGCCCCAGACACCUAGGUUGCCAGCGUCUGGGGACAGGGAGACCCCUACCUGCUGGGACAGCCCUUCCCACUGCUGGAGGUUCUUCCCUGCGGAUGGAGGCAGACCCUGUCCCUGUGGAACUCCCACUCCCUGGUCGGUCCAAGGCCCGGCCUUUGGGGCUACUCAGAAUAAAGCACUCUCGUCCUCAGGCUCCCUUGGGUUAUUGGCAGGAGGCACCCCUGGUCUCCCCACAGCCUUCUUCCCUCCGGGCUGGGCCCAGCAGCCCCACAGCUGGGGAAAAGGGAGUCACA
Messenger RNA from Orcinus orca (killer whale), 3293 nucleotides. It is a transcript of the gene TNFRSF8, whose product is annotated as TNF receptor superfamily member 8. The record is from RefSeq and is a predicted model, not a curated record. The transcript is spliced from 13 exons. NCBI's taxonomy places the organism in Eukaryota, Metazoa, Chordata, Mammalia, Artiodactyla, Delphinidae. The coding region runs from base 62 to 1615 and encodes 517 amino acids. Gene Ontology annotation, molecular function: transmembrane signaling receptor activity; protein binding. Gene Ontology annotation, biological process: signal transduction.